This is a messenger RNA of Rhincodon typus (whale shark), 1123 nucleotides long. Its product is annotated as growth arrest and DNA damage-inducible protein GADD45 gamma. The record is from RefSeq and is a predicted model, not a curated record. The coding region runs from base 124 to 609 and encodes 161 amino acids. Gene Ontology annotation, biological process: regulation of cell cycle. The transcript has 4 exons. Lineage: Eukaryota; Metazoa; Chordata; Chondrichthyes; Orectolobiformes; Rhincodontidae. Gene Ontology annotation, cellular component: cytoplasm; nucleus.
GACGUCUGCUCCCUUAUUAAAGGAACGGCGGCGAGCUGUAGGCGGACAGUGUAAGCACGGGGUUGAUGAAAGCAAGAAGUGUUGAGUCAGGACGGGGUUUUUUUAAGUCGUUCCGGAGUAAAGAUGACCCUGGAGGAAUCCAACGGUGUGGAGGAGAAGCAAGCGGAAAGCACCGAGAGGAUGCAAGUUGCUGGCAAAGCCCUGGAAGAGUUGCUGAGCUCGGCGCAACGUCAGCACUGCCUGACCGUUGGAGUCUACGAGUCUGCAAAGGUCAUGAAUGUUGACCCGGACAGUGUGGUGCUCUGCCUUUUGGCCACUGACGAGGAGGACGAAGGUGACGUUGCUCUGCAAAUCCACUUCACUUUAAUUCAAGCAUUUUGUUGCGACAAUGACAUUAACAUCGUGAGAGUAAAUGACGUUCAGAGACUAGCGGAGAUUGUCGGCAGUGCAGUUGACAACGAGGAACCCAAGGAUAUGCAUUGCAUUUUAGUCACGAAUCCAAGCCAAGACUCUUGGAAAGAUCCAGCUUUAGAAAAACUUGGUGUCUUCUGUGAAGAGAGUCGCUGCACCAAUCAGUGGGUCCCCAACAUUUCCUUUCCUGAGCGUUGAAUUGUUGCAUAGACUUGGUGUUGCUGGAAGUAUUGUAUUUUGAAGUCGCCUUGUCAAGGAAAAGUUUGGCUUCAUGGAUCUGUGGAUUAGACUGGUAUUUUGGUCAAGUCGCAUGUACAUGUGACCAGUACAUAGCUGGUGAAUUGGAGACUGAGGACUGAUGGCCAAGACUAAUGAUGCAGCAAGUUGGAUAAAUGGACUGUUGCGAACAACCAUAGACCUGGAGUGGUGCAGAAAGCAGGAAGCACACAGUGCAACCCUGCACAUGCCACAGAGCCCUGUUUCUGUCACUUGGAGGAGAUUAAAUGAAAGCUCAAGACCAGCAUGGGAGCUGUGGGACUCUGAUCUGAUUCUAUACCAAUAUUGUUUAGUUAUGGAAGAGUUCAUUUUGAUCCAGAAUAGAAUUCAGAUAUUUACAGCUCUUGAGCUUUUAAUUUUCUAAAAACAUUUAAAUUUUAAUACUUGGUUCAUGUAGAGCAGAUUAAAUUUUUGAAAUAAAGCAUGUGAACUUUGA